AUGUCGGCCUCUCUGCCCGGUAGCCGAGAUCUGCCAGCCUCCAGAUAUGAUCUGAGCUCGUAUCUUGGACGAGUGAAGCAUUCCGCAGACCUUUCAGACCCGAGCACUCUCUUCACUUCAUCCGCCGGUCUUGAACAGGCAAAGUCGCUCAUCACUCAAUACAAGCAAGGUCAGAUUCAGCAUAUGACCCCGGAGCUAUGGACGGCGAAGAAGAUUGUGGAUUCCACCCUCCACCCAGACACGGGCGAACCGGUAUUCCUACCAUUUCGAAUGUCAUGCUUCGUCCUAUCCAAUCUCGUCGUCACAGCUGGUAUGCUCACCCCAAACCUCACAACCGCCGGAACCAUUGCAUGGCAAGUAGCCAACCAGUCCCUCAAUGUGGGCAUCAACUUCUCCAAUGCCAACAAGAGCACUCCCAUGGCAACCUCCACCGUAGUACAGUCGUAUUUCCUGGCCGUGGGUGCAAGUUGCGGAGUCGCAGUCGGUCUCAACUCGAUUCUGCCACGCCUGAAGCGUAUCACUCCCAGCACGCGAAUGCUACUAGGCAGACUUGUACCUUUCGCCGCCGUCGCAAGCGCUGGUGUUCUCAACGUCUUCCUGAUGCGAGGAGAGGAGAUCAGACGCGGUAUCGACGUCUACCCAAGCGAAUCAGCAGAGGCCAGAACGAAGCGCGAGGAGGCCAAUCAAGCACUGGAACCCGUUGGCAAGAGCAAAAAGGCCGCCACUCUCGCAGUGGGAGAGACGGCAAUAUCUCGCGUGAUGAACGCAUCUCCGAUCAUGGUCCUGCCGCCACUGAUCCUGGUGCGGUUGCAGAAGAUGCAGUGGAUGAAGAAUAACCCUCGUUUAAUGCUCCCGGUGAACCUCGGCUUGAUUCUGACCACGAGUAUCUUUGCGCUUCCACUUGCGUUGGCUGCCUUCCCACAGCGUCAGGCUGUCAAGGCUACUAGUCUGGAGAAGGAGUUCURGGAGAAAGGWGGCAAGGGAGGAUUGCUUGAGUUCAACAGAGGUAUCUAG
Molecule: messenger RNA, 1014 nt
Organism: Ramularia collo-cygni
Lineage: Eukaryota; Fungi; Ascomycota; Dothideomycetes; Mycosphaerellales; Mycosphaerellaceae
Product: probable sideroflexin
Exons: 3
Coding region: 1-1014 (337 amino acids)
Biological process (GO): mitochondrial transmembrane transport; monoatomic ion transport
Cellular component (GO): mitochondrial inner membrane
Molecular function (GO): monoatomic ion transmembrane transporter activity
Source: RefSeq, a predicted model, not a curated record